AUGGCCAGCUGCUCAUCGGGUGCUGGGACCGCUAAAUUAGCACUAAUAGCAGAAACAGGAAGAACAGUGGUAUCAGGAACAGAGGAGUGCUCCAUGGAUCUUCCAGCUUCAUACGUGAAUGAAGAAUCGAAGGCCUCAUUCUAUUUUGCUUUCGGUGGCCCCUCUAAGGCAUUCGACCCACACGACGGAGACUUCCACAUGGAAGCCUAUCCAGGAGCACUUCACGAAGAAUUCUCCGAUGAAGCCACCCUACUAGCAGCAGCAGAACAAGCAAUUAGAAGCUCUUUGUGGGAACAAGGAAUAACUCCUCUACGCGAUCUUAUGGAGCUUUGUUCAAUUGAUUCCCUGGAACGGCUCUGUGGUGCCCUCACAGGGACCCACAAGGCCUUUAAUGUUCUGGGAUGUCCUGGAAGUUUCAGUGCCCGAAGUAGAAUUGCAAGCCCCACAUAUCACUGGUGGGCCCCCGAUGUACCUGCCUUUAUGGAGGGCGUGCCGAGGCCACUCCCCAGCGAGGAUUUGCCUCCGCUACAUUCAAUGGACUCCCAGGCCAUACGGUACCAUCUACUACCCCUAUCCCUGCUGCAUAAAUUCAGUGGAGCGUACAUGGGUUCCGUUUCUUGGGGCCUUCAUCCUAAAGACCCACUUCCUCAGAUUCCACUUCACGGGCGCGCCAAUGCUUCCCCUCCUCUCCGAAUCCCAAAGAAAAGAGAGUCUAAAGGAAAAGCUUUAAAAAAGGGGAAAAAAAGCACAAGUGGGGCCCUUGAAGACUACUGCGCGGGCCCUACUGCUAGUAAUUUCCUUCCUAGAGUGCAGUCUUACUGGGAGGCCCCCCUUGAAAGUUCCCGGGCUUCUGCAGAUGACUGCUCCCUUAAGAAUCUUGCUGGAGGGGGCUGUUCAGCUAGGCAGCCCUUUGAAGAGCCGGACGAAAGCAUACUAAAUUGCUCACAGGGAGUCUUUUGUUUGGAAGGAACACGAGUUACUUGGCUAGAGCCAAAAGACUUGGCGGGCCUCCUGCGGAAGGUUGGGGGGUCCCUGCGGUGUCUGUCCCUGGGCGGCAGCCUUGUGCAACAGGACGCUGAGGCUGCCCUAGGAGUCUGUUGCAGCACGCGUUUUCUGCUUCCAUUAGAGAAGCUCAAGGAGCUGCAAGUCUCUCGCUGCCCAGCCUUUUCAGACAGCUGUAAGAAGACUGAGGCUUUUCUCUCGGAGCACCAAAACAUUUGUUGCCUGAACAUCUCCCUCUGCUGUCAAAGAGAAUCCGACAUCAAGCUCGGCACGUGCCUCGCUAUGCUGCCCCACCUUCAGGAUUUGGAAUGCUGUGGCUAUUUGGAACUUAAUCAUGAUACAUUGAUUCGACUGAGCGAAAAGAGAGGAGGAUUGAGGGUCCUGCGGGUGGCGGGCUGUAGCAGCAUACAAGAUGAUGGCCUGAUGCUCCUUGCUAGGAGGAAUUGUACGCAGGAGCUCAAAGUCUUAGAUGUCAGGGGUUGCGUCAAGCUAAGUAUAUUGUCCUUGGAAUUUAUCUUAAAACGUUCUCCUUUGCUAUCUAUUGUAUACCUCGAGGGCUUGCCUAAACUGACAGAAGAGCAAACACACGAUCUCCGGACUCGGUACUCUAUGUGCAAGAUUUACAGUGGAGGGGCAGGUCAAAGCUUCUUUGUUGCACCAGCUUACAGACUCAUUGACGCAAAUGAAACAGACAAAACGAGAAAACCUGAAAGAAGCCGAUAA
Messenger RNA from Cyclospora cayetanensis, 1725 nucleotides. RefSeq lists its product as uncharacterized. The record is from RefSeq and is a predicted model, not a curated record. Lineage: Eukaryota; Apicomplexa; Conoidasida; Eucoccidiorida; Eimeriidae. Bases 1 to 1725 code for a protein of 574 amino acids. The transcript has 7 exons.